This is a messenger RNA of Gorilla gorilla gorilla (western lowland gorilla), 2414 nucleotides long. RefSeq names its product H4 clustered histone 2 (gene H4C2). The record is from RefSeq and is a predicted model, not a curated record. NCBI's taxonomy places the organism in Eukaryota, Metazoa, Chordata, Mammalia, Primates, Hominidae. Gene Ontology annotation, cellular component: nucleosome. Bases 46 to 357 code for a protein of 103 amino acids. Gene Ontology annotation, molecular function: DNA binding; protein heterodimerization activity; structural constituent of chromatin. The transcript has a single exon.
UACUUUGUUUUUGCGUACCUGGUCUUUGUUCUCAGCGGAUUAGGCAUGUCUGGUCGUGGCAAAGGAGGUAAAGGUUUGGGUAAAGGAGGUGCCAAGCGUCACCGAAAAGUGUUGCGGGAUAACAUCCAAGGCAUCACCAAGCCGGCCAUUCGGCGCCUUGCUAGGCGUGGUGGGGUUAAGCGAAUCUCCGGUUUGAUUUAUGAGGAGACUCGUGGCGUUCUCAAGGUGUUUCUGGAGAACGUGAUCCGGGACGCCGUGACCUACACGGAGCACGCCAAGCGCAAGACUGUCACUGCCAUGGAUGUGGUUUACGCGCUCAAGCGUCAAGGACGCACCCUGUACGGCUUCGGCGGUUAAUCUUUUCGUCAGUUUUCUUCCAAUGGUCCUUUUCAGGGCCGCCCACUCCUUCUCAGAAAGAGCUGUGAUUGUAUUCUUUCGGAUGGUAACAUCUUCAUGGCUUUACUCGGCUACUUUGCCUAGUAUGUAGAACUAUUACAAACCAGUUGGGAGAGACCAGGUUGUUUGGUCUGAGUGGCUGCUAAAGCAGAAAUCAGCUAAGCAAACGAGGUCUCGGAGAUAAGUGAGCUAUAAACUUUAAUGCUAUAGUUUUGACAUGUCAAGCAACUUAACGUGCAGCGCGAGUCCGAUAAAUGAGUAGCUCAGCUUUUUAGUUUUAAAAACGAGUUCUGCGUUAUUUGUACGAGAGCCUAAGAUGCUAGCUGCCUGGAACUGAGUAGGUGGAUUAAAAUGGGUGUCAGGUGUUCUCCCAGGCGUAUCUGACUUAACGUCAGCAAAAGCUGUACUUUUAGCCUCCCUGGGAACACCUGCCGUCCUUAAUCGCCCCCUGUCCGUAGCGCCAGAAGCCUUUACUUCCAUUUCUAGUUAAGCUUGGCGUCCUGCUGAGUGACGUCACCUCCCCCUUCCCUGGAGUAGGACUGGUGGUUAAAGCUGCUUUGCUAUUUUCAGUCCUCAGGCUGGAGGCUCCCCUAAGCAGGCUGCCUACGCAGUUCGUAAAUUCCCACUUAGUAGACUAAGGGAGUCUGUUUUAUAAAUAAGGACUCAAAUUUCUUCUGACUCCGAGGUCCGUGGCAGUAGCUAUAAGAUGGAAGCCCCCUCUGAUAAAAGAUUGUUAGAUGACUUGCAUCUUCACUGUACCUGUCAACCCAAUAGUCUUCUAUUCCUGCCUUAAAUUGUAAAUUCCAAAACUGAUUUAAUUGUGAAAGUUUCAAACUGUACGACCUAGGAAGUGUCAAAGUUAGGUGACAAGAUUUUUAGAAGUCAGCCAAAUAUUCAGCAUCUUUGAUUUAGUAACAAAUAUAUUGAUGGCUACUUCAGCAAAAAAAAUCAACUUUGUUUUCUGGUUACUUUGCUAACAAGCUUCUCCUGACAGGAGGAUAUAGUGAAUAGGCAGUUGAAUAAGUGAGUUCGGGUGAGAGGUCUGAGCUGGAGAUAAAAAUGUGGGAGUCAUCAGCAGAUAAAUAAAUGCUGAGACCAGAUGAGAUGGCUAAAAACUGAAACAUAAUGUAGUGCAGCAUUGUUUGUAAUAGUAAAUGAGUGGAAACUGUAAAGUUUUCAUCAGAAAGGACUAGAGUGUGAUCUGUACAUCCAUAAAAUAAGAGUAUUUCUCUACACAGCCCUACUAAAGAAUGAGAAAGCUGUACUCCACUACAUACUCUGGUGUACUCUGGCUCAGUUCUUGGACUCCUCUUUUCUUGGCUAACUCAACUGGCCUCACCACUUACAUGCUCUGUGCUCUGUGAAAUAGUUUGUUCAACAGAACACCACGGCCUAGCUGUAAGUGCCACGUUAACUUCUAGCAAUGCCAAAGCCUGUGAUAGUGGCAGCUUCGGGCUGUUUCUCAUUCCCGGGAUGCCUAACCACCUCUCCAAAUUCUAUCAGUUUGCUUCCACCCACUUCAAGCUUCAGAACGAAACAUAGAGCUUAAGAAAAAUAGGCCCGGCACGGUGGCUCACGCCUGUAAUCCCGGCACUUUGGAAAGCUGAGGCUGGUGGAUCACCUGGGGUCAGGGGUUCGAGACCAGCCUGGCCAAUAUUGUGAAACCCCGUCUCUACUAAAAAAAAAAUAAUAAAAAAAAAAAUUAGCUGGGCAUGGUUGCGGGCGACUGUAAUCCAAGCUACUCGGGAGGGUGAGACAGGAGAAUAGCUUGAACUCGGGAGGCAGAAGUUGCAGUGAGUUGAGAUCGCGCUAUUACACUUAGGCCUGGGAGACAAGAGUGAAACUGUGUCUCUAAAUAAGUGUUUGCAAUUAUAAACCAUCUCCCUGACCUUAAAUCUCUAGACUCAUAUACAACUGCAUAUUUGAUGUAUCUAAUUGAAUAUCUAAUGGGCAUCUCGAACUUGUCCAAAAUAUGUUUAUACGUAAACACCAAGUCUGUUCUUCCUCUGAUAUUUGUC